Xenopus tropicalis (tropical clawed frog) is the source of this 5610-nucleotide messenger RNA. It is a transcript of the gene cenpc, whose product is annotated as centromere protein C. The transcript is spliced from 19 exons. The record is from RefSeq and is a predicted model, not a curated record. Gene Ontology annotation, molecular function: centromeric DNA binding. Lineage: Eukaryota; Metazoa; Chordata; Amphibia; Anura; Pipidae. Gene Ontology annotation, biological process: kinetochore assembly. Gene Ontology annotation, cellular component: pericentric heterochromatin; nucleus; condensed chromosome, centromeric region. Bases 201 to 4334 code for a protein of 1377 amino acids.
CCUACUCCGCAGCACACUGAGCGCGAAAACGUGUUUUCGUGACGUCACACUCUCGCGAGAUGCUGUCGGGAUUAGGUGUAAGGCGGGAGCCUAGGAGGAGGGAUUGGAUGGUGUUGCGUGAGGUUUAAGCGCGAAUCUGCGACCGCGGCUUUUAUUAUGAUCAUCUAGAUUUCCCGCUAAAAGCAGAACUGUUGGGAAAUAUGGAACAGCAACGAUUUAAAAAUGUAUACAGGCCCAGAUAUUUGUAUGGUGAUAGGUUACAGGAACCACAAAAAACAAGACCCGGCCAAAACAUCUUGUCUGCUAUAAAGAAUUGUUUUGAAGAUGCCAACAGUCAGGUAUAUUUUAAAAAGCCAGGACAGAUAAUGGGCAUGAACAGUCUUUUAUCACUUGAAAGUGGAAAUACCAUGAUAGAUUCUGAAAGUGGAGAAGAGGAGAACACUGAGCAAAUCCCUCUUGGGGAUGAAGGGGUAGUUCUUCUUGGAAAAGAACAUAUUAAAGCAGCAACUAAACCAGGAGUAGUUCGGAACCUUGUAAAAUCUUUGGACCAGACUUACAUUCUUGAGCAAUCUGCUGUACAAAAUCCUGCUAGCCCAACGAUAACUCUUCCUACCAAAAAGAGGUUAAGUUUCAGAAACUUGACAGAACCAGAUGCAAAUAACAUUAAAGGAAUGAGAAUGUUUGAAAAAGAUCCUAUGUGUACAACAGAAGAAAAGCAAUCAGAAAUACAGCAUAAUUUUAUGGCUGCUGAGAAAAAAAACCAUGCUUCUCCUCACAAGAAGAGGAAAACAUUGACUGGAUUUAAUGAAAAACGCAGGCCAUCAAAUGUUGUUUCUUAUACACAGAAUCCAUUGUCUCUGCAACAGGAUGAAAUUGAGAAUGAUGAGGACGAAUUUUUGAUAGCUGAAGUAGACAGCAUUGUAGUGGAUUCCUGGAUUUCAAACCCCAAAAAAUCAAAAUCUGAUUUACCAGGUUCAAUGUCAGCUCGUUCAAGGAAAUCACAGCUGGUGCUUGAAGAAGCCAAAUCUAUUCAAAGAAACAUAUGUGACAGAGACCAUGUUUUAAGCAAAGAACUUUCCUCAGAAAAUGUUUCUUAUGGACAUAAUGCAAAUAUGUCACCAAAUAAGAGAGGUAGUGCCAUUAAAAGAAAUCUUAGCCAGCGAUUCAGUGAAAAUGAUUUUGAUUGUUCUGAUGAAGUGCAACAUUUACAGCAAACCUUGUCAAACAGUCAAGUUGUCUCACAGCUAGCAAGUCAAGGAAUAUUCAUGAAUACAGCCACCCGUGUAGAUGUUCAGUCACCUAAUGAAAAAAUAACACGUCUCAGAAAAAAUGCAGAUCUACCUGGGGCCAAAGAAGAAGUGAAGUUACCAAAAACCAAAGUAAUGUCUACAUCUAAAUCAGGGCAUAUCAAGGAGAUAGACAUAGGAGGCUCAUUCCAGAAACAAAAGAAACAAUCUGAUCUACAAAGUGUGGAGUUGACACAUUCUUUAAAAGAUGCUGCUGACUUUGAGAGGAGUGAUGUGGAAGAAGGAAAAAAACAUGCAAAUGUUACUAACUUUGAUUACCACAAGGAAGAUAAAGCGGAAACAUGUCUACCUAAGAAAGCCCUUUGUAAAUCAAAUCACGCUGUUGUUUCUGUUGGUAAGAGGAGCAUUGCAAAGAAAACUGUGCAGUCUUCUGCCUUUGAACAGACUGUUGACAAGCCAGAAAUGCUGGAGAAAACAUGGGAAACUGAGGGUGUUGUGCCACUAGUAAACUCCCAGAAAUCAGAAAAGCGAAAUCACCUUUUUGAAAUAAGAAAUCCGAGAAGUCCUGUUUGUUCCAUGUUUUUGCAAGCAGCAACACAAGGCCAUGCUUCAAGGUAUUCAAUUGUUCCAGAAGCACCAGGUUUUGAUACUCCUCAUCAAGGUGAAGAGGAUGAAAAUGAUUUUGUUUUCGACGAUGCUGCUUUAUUAGAUUGUGAUCCACUGAUUUCUAUUCCCAGAAAGGGAAAACCUGUGCCUUUAAAGAAAACUCUUUUGCCUGAAAGUGAUACAGAUGCUCUGCAACAUGUAAUGGAGCAAGAUAAAAAUGUCAGCGCCAUUGAACAAAAUAAACAGGUCACUCCUAAAAAAAAGUCUACUAAGGAGAAUCCUACAUUAUCUAGAAGACUUACUUUGAAUGCAGAGAAGCUGUUAGGUGAAGUGGAUAAUGGUGUUAUUACACAUAGGUACAAAGGUAGAAAUGUGAAAUCUGCUUCUGUACAUGGUCUUGAUGAGUUAGAAGAGAAUGUUGAUAAUUGUGCCCUGUCAGAUGAGCAUGAUUUACAAAAAACAUCUUCAAAAAAGCAAGCUCUGUCCAAAACAAAUAAAGGCAAACCUGUUAAAAAAGCUCAAAAGAAAAAACAAACUCAAAAGACAAAAAGUAAGCCCUCACUAUUAAACCGGAAUAAAAAUGAUGGCCAAGGAGCAGUAAAUUCUGAUACUGGAUCUUCAGAGGAGGUCUGCACAUCUGCUGAAAUUCAGAAACCCUCCACAUCUGCGCAGAUUUCAAUAAAUUCUAAAGUUGCAUCUCCUACAAAAAGGGAUAUUUUUUCUUCUGAAGAAAAUGAAAAUCCAAAUGUGACUAAUACAAGAAGAGCUUCAUCUUCUUAUAAAAGAGUAAAAACAAAGGACAUUAAAAACCUUCAGUUUCCUGAGAUUGUUUCACCACAAGACCUGAAACAGACAUCUGUUCCCAAUCAAAGACUGCAAGCAGUAAAUGCAGCAGAAAAAGUCAUUAAUACCCCAUGUGACCAAAUGGAAUCUGGUCGCAGACAAAGGAUCUCCCGACCACCCUCACAGUGGUGGAUUGUUUCUCCCUCACAAAAGGUUGCAGAGCUGCCUCCAAAAACUCUUGAAAAUAAAAAAAAUAAAUUAAAGAACAAGAAGGGUACAAAGAAAGGAAAAAUCCCAGAUGCCAAUGAAGGGAAAGGAUUUACUGUAACAACCCCAAGCAAAGUGCAGACUCCAUUAAAGAAAGGUAAUAAAAGGCAACUGAAAGGCAUUCUGCCUGCUGAUGAUGACUGUGCUGUGAUACCAGUGACAAAAUCUGCUAUCAUCCCAAAUGUUUGUGACAAUACGGAAGUCCAAGAUUCGGAGAUGUAUGAGGAUCUUCAAAAAAUGCCUAAAUCUAUAGUUAAGAAAAACAAUCGGAGGUCAAAAAAACUGAUUUCAUCUGAAGAAGAAUGUGCUGAUUUCAGUGAAGAUGAUGAACAUUUAGAUAAUGUUUGCCAGGUUCCCCAAGCCCAAGAAUCUCAAGUGUUAACACUCUACAAAUUGAUGGCAGACAGUCAGAAGCACAAUUUUAGAGGUUCAGUUGCGACUUAUCUAGAUUCAUGUGAUGAAAGUCCUGACUUUGUUGAUCAAGCAUCUGAAAGAUCUUCUGAAAGUGAUAGCGAUUGUAUAACUAAUGGCAUAAAAGCGGGCAAAACUCUUAUGUCUACAAGUAAAGAUGCCCAGUUAGAAGAGAUUAAACUUACUCCUCGCUUACAAAGCACUAACAGUGAAGGAAUUGACAAACCUAACCCCAGGUCUCAUCAAAAAUACAGGGAAGACCUGUAUACAUCUACAGUGGGAAGUGGCCCUGCUCUCCCACGCACUGUCUGUUUAACUUCUGCUAAUGAAAGACCAAUUACAUAUGAGCCAUAUACAUCUUCAUCAGGAUCUGAAAUUGAAUAUGGGACGCAGUUGCAUCAAGAGAAAAUUAUUCAACCUUCCAAAACACCAAAUGUUCGUCGUUCCAAAAGAACAAGAGUCAAGCCUUUGGCAUACUGGAAAGGAGAACGUGUAAAUUACAAGAUCAGACCAUCAGGAGGCUUUUUGGUUGAAGGGGUUGUACCUCCAGCAGAGGUGGAACCACCAAGGAAAGCUUUGGCAAAAAGACGAGUGUACAGAAAACAAAAAGGGGAUAUACCUACAUGUGUAGAACCUCCAAAAGAUGAUUACCUAGAGCCUGCCAAUGUUAUUGAUGUGGCUACAGGAACAAUAACAAGUAUUGAAUGUGUCUGUACCAGUGAAGACUGCUUUUACCAUUGGCCAGAUAAACCAGUAUCCAUUUGCAAGAGUAUUAGCACCUCAGAUUUUUCAACAGGAAAAGUAAAAAUUGGCCCUCUCCAAGAGAAGGGUUUGCAAUAUGUAUGUUUGCAUACAAUUGUAUUCUACAUAAUGACGGGUUCUGUGCAGUUAACACUUCAUUUGACUACUUACAAUCUGAAAACAGGGGACUUUUUUUACAUACCACCUGGCAAUAUGUACAAGAUAACGAAUCUGCUAAACGAAGAUGCACUUCUUAUUUUUACUCAAAUUAAAGGUUGAUAGUAGCAUAACCUGAACAACAAUGUGGUUGGAAUGGGAAGAAAAGAAAACUAUAUACAGACUAUAUAUAUAUUUUUAUAUAUAUUUAUAAUUCUAUAUAUAUAUAUAUAUAUAUAUAUAUAUAUAUGUAAAAAUUGUAUAUAGUGUUUUGUACAGUUCUGUUUGUUCACAUUUGCUCUAUGUAUAAACAAUGUAUAUAAAAGAACAAGUCAAGUGAUAUUCAAUGUGUAAGUUCCCCCACAGUGAUUAUAAUCGCUAACCUUGGACCCCUGGCUGGUGCUCCUUUCCGCAGAAAAAUGCUCUCUGCAGCUCUACUAUUCCUUGAGCAUGGUGCUACCAUAAUUUCCCAAUGCACCCUGAGAUUCUCAGCACUGCUCCAGAUUCACACAUUUUGCAGUAAAAUAAAAAUUGCAAUUUUAAAUUUGAAUUUCAGUUUUAACGCCACUAUUCAUGCAUGCUCUCCAGGACAACAGAGAGAAUUGCAGAGGUGUCUGCAAAUAUGCCAUUGUUGUACUCAAGGAAUAGUAGUACCCUGGGCUGCUGCACUUUUCAGUGGCCAGAAGCUUCAAUCUUGGAUCUAAGGGUAGAGAUUAUUCACUGCAGGGGAUGCCAGUCACAUGACAUGCAAAAGAGAAGAAAGUUUUACAUUGAAAAUGUGUGAUUUUUCUUGAGAACAGCACUGAAACAGUAAUAUUGUAAACAAUAAUUAAGAUCAGAAGUCUUUCAGUAAGAAAAAUCAACAGUUGUAUCUUUCUCUCAUGUUUAUAUAAAAAAAUUUAAAAUGUUUGAAAUUGUUUAACUGUUAGUUUUGUAUUUAUAGUGUAUGUUUAUAUAAAUGUUUUUUGCAUCUAAUAAGUUUUGGGAAUAAACUGAAUCCAGGUUUCACAACUUUUCACAGGCUUCAGAGUAAUCCAAAUUCUGUGUGUUUAGCAGAGUAGAAUCUGAACCCUUAACGAUAUUUUGCUCAAAUUUGAAUACAGAAUCUAUCAAGUUAGGUAUCUGGUAUGGAGCUGGUCUUCUGCCAAAUCCAAAACUUGUGGAUCAGUUGUACCCCCGGCUAUGUCAGAAAAUGUUAAUACUAACUGUUUUAUUGUCAAAACCUUGACUCAUAUACAUAAUAUACUUUGUUUCCUUAAUUUUUUUGCUGAAAUGUUCUAGCUGUUACGAAUUGCAUCUUAGAUAAAUCUGCUUGGCAAGUGAGUAAGUUUUCUCAACAGCCCUUCACUUGGUAUAAAUACGCAAAAAAAUUAAAGGAAAGAUGUUUGUAUUUGUCCCA